CGAAAGCAAGUUAGUAGCGCUCUGGACACGAUCGAAGCAGGACCUUAUUUUCUCUUUCAAAUUUAAAGCAAUUAAGUGAGAUUGAAGCAAUAAUAAGCAAAAAUGCUUAUCUUGCUCGUGUCGGUGGUGGCCCUCUCGAUUGGACUAGCCAUUUACGUAUAUCAACGAUUCGCGAAUCGUUUGUACCACUCUGCGAAGGUUGGUGGCCCGAAGGCUUACCCUAUCUUGGGAAACUCGAUCCAGUUCGGAACCAAGACUCCGGCAGAUUUUCUCCUGGAAGUGCAAAAAGCGAACAAAGAGUAUGGCAAGGUAUACCGGCUAUGGAUUGGACCGGAUUUGAUUUAUUUAAUAUCAGACGCCAAACUGGUGGAGGGGAUUCUCAGUAGUCAAAAACUGCUGGACAAAGCGAAUCAAUAUGAAUUUCUAAGGCCGUGGCUUGGCAAUGGUUUGCUUACCAGUACCGGGAGGAAGUGGCAUAGUCGACGAAAGAUCAUCACUCCUACAUUCCACUUCAAAAUUCUGGAAGAGUUUGUCGAAAUUUUCGACCAACAGAGUAAUAUCUUCGUUCAACAGUUAAAAACAAAAACUAUCAGUGGUGAAGACUUCGACGUUUUUCCAGUUGUAACACUCUGCGCUUUGGAUGUGAUCUGUGAAUCAGCUAUGGGAACUAAAGUUAAUGCUCAGCUCAACUCGGAAUCGGAAUAUGUGAAAGCCGUAAAGAAUAUGGCGACCGUUGCAACAGCUCGCUCGUUUCAAGCAAUUGCGCGGAUGGAUUUGACUUUCUUCUUCACUCCAUAUCGAAAGAUGCAAAAAGAUGCAUUGAAAGUGCUGCAUGGUUACACUGAUAAAGUCAUUCGGUCACGACGUCAGGAGUUAGCGACGAGCUCCGCCAAAACAGCAAACGAUAACGAAAAUGACGUGGGGAUUCGUAAGAAAGUCGCUUUCCUGGAUAUGCUACUCCAAGCUCAGGUGGAUGGAAAACCGUUGACUGACCAAGACAUUCGCGAGGAGGUUGAUACUUUCAUGUUUGAAGGCCACGAUACGACCACGUCGGCCAUCAGCUUUCUCACAGGAAUCCUAGCAAAGUAUCCUGAUGUUCAACAGAAAGUCUACGACGAAGUGCGAUCCGUAAUUGGGGAUGAUUUGAACGUUCCGGUCACGCUUUCAAUGCUGAAUCAACUGAACUACCUGGAUUUGGUUAUCAAGGAAACUCUGAGAAUUUACCCUUCAGUACCGUUUUAUGGACGAGCUUUGCUAGAAAAUCAAGAAAUCAACGGCAUCACCUUUCCGGCAGGAGCAAAUCUAUUGAUCUUCCCAUACCUUAUGGGUCGUGACGAGGACUACUACGAGGAUCCUCUGGAGUUCAGACCGGAGCGAUUUUCUGUGGAGAAAUCGGCCGCAAAAACCAACCCAUACCAAUACGUACCGUUUAGUGCUGGACCAAGAAAUUGCAUUGGCCAGAAGUUUGCCAUGACGGAGAUCAAGAGUUUGAUCAGCAAACUGGUUCGACACUAUGAGAUACUGCCGCCAAAGCAGUCCAAACCAGAUAGAAUGAUCGCAGAGCUGGUGUUACAUCCGGAAGAUGGGGUUCCGGUGAGGAUCAGAAACCGAGUGAAAUAAUAAUGGAGUAGAUGAUUGUAUCCUAUUAUAGUUGUUACAAUAUAUCAAAAUAUGCUAUAUGUUUGUUUUGUUUAUCGCGCUGCAAAUUUUGAAAUAUUUUCAAUAAUUAGACAUUUAUAAUUCUUAACCUAUAACGACUUUAUUUUUAUUAUUAUUGUCUUUAUUAGGGAGACUUUCAGCCCGAGGCUGGCUCGUCUCCUGAUAACGACUAAUUCAUCAACAAAUAAUGGAGCCCUUCAAAUUGACGAUGCCCCACUAUGGGGAUUUAGGCGGACAUUAAUCGGACAAUCAUUUCCUACGUUUUUCCGAAAGUUGAUACACAGUAUAAGAAAACCCCAAGGCCCCUACGAGUUAUAGUUUUUGAGAUAUUAGUUAUCAAAGUUGAGAAAAGGUAAAAACGCGGGUUUUCUCUUCAAAAUCUCGCUUCACUUCAUACCAGUUUUUGAAAGAUUUUUUUCUGAUAAGAUACCAAGGUUAUUAUAUAGCAUUGUAAAGAUAAUUGAAGGAGCUUUCAUACCGUAAUAACAAAAAAAUGUCAAAAUACAAACAAAACAAUGAAA
This is a messenger RNA of Armigeres subalbatus, 2180 nucleotides long. RefSeq names its product cytochrome P450 4d1-like. The record is from RefSeq and is a predicted model, not a curated record. The transcript is spliced from 6 exons. The coding region runs from base 103 to 1620 and encodes 505 amino acids. Gene Ontology annotation, molecular function: monooxygenase activity; oxidoreductase activity, acting on paired donors, with incorporation or reduction of molecular oxygen; heme binding. NCBI's taxonomy places the organism in Eukaryota, Metazoa, Arthropoda, Insecta, Diptera, Culicidae.